This is a messenger RNA of Varroa destructor (honeybee mite), 1923 nucleotides long. RefSeq names its product cuticle protein 10.9-like. The record is from RefSeq and is a predicted model, not a curated record. Gene Ontology annotation, cellular component: chitin-based extracellular matrix. Gene Ontology annotation, molecular function: structural constituent of chitin-based larval cuticle. Lineage: Eukaryota; Metazoa; Arthropoda; Arachnida; Mesostigmata; Varroidae.
GGAUACUGUGAAUGCUCUGUCAAACAGUACUACACAUUCGAAGAGAAUCGGGACCAAAAAGUACUGAUCACAUAAGGUAUACAUUUCACUAGUAAAAAAGAAAUACGUUCCAUCUGGUUAAUUGCGGCACAGUUUCUCUGAAGUCUUUCUUUUGGCGUUUCGCCUUGCGACGCGAUUUAACCACGUGGGAAAGAUGUCUUGCUAAAGAACAGAGCUUGAACGAAGUGAACAACAUGUCGUCUUACGAGCUUUUAGUUUUCAACAGGGCCGUCCAUUGUGGAUCGUCCAGGGGAUAUUGCGAGUUUCCGCUCUCACUGCUCUGUUUACUACGAUAUCGAUAUACCUGUCACAAAAUCAAAUAUAGUGAGUUCGAGUAUACUCGAAGUUUCCAACCCAAAAGCGACACGCAAGGCUCAGCUUAACUGACAUCGUCGAUCCGAACAUUCUCACUGAAUUGUAGUUGCACCAUAGAUAAAGCUGACGCUGGCUUGAAGGCUCACCAGCGUGUCAAAAGUGGAAGGAGGAAAAAAAGUGGAAAUAUGUUAGCCUUCAUAUGCCGCGGAUGCAUACCAGUAUUAGAAGAGCAAUACCAGAUUGUCGUUGACAUAUAAAGGCAAGCGCGACUUAAGCUGGGAGCGUCAUCCGCUUAGAACUCUAUGACGAGUCAACAACGUUUGGUGUCGUUUUCUUCGUCCCGUGCCUCGUUCGCUGUCUAGUGUUAAUCGUUUGAGGAAAUCGCCUGUUUCCUUCCUGGCAACAUGCAUAACAAGAUGCCCCUCGUCACUUGGGUGUCCUUCGCAGUCUACACGGUGGCUGUUCCCAGCAGUGCUCUCUUACCCCACGCACCCCUGGCCGUUGCGCCAGCGCCAGUUGCAGCUGUACCUGCACCACAGCCUUACAGCUUCGGCUAUGACACGCAAGAUGAGUUUGGAACUCGUCAAACCCGUAGUGAAGUGUCGAACGCAGUCGGAGCCAAAGUUGGCUCGUAUGGAUAUACGGAUCCUCACGGAAUCUACCGACAGGUAAACUAUAUCGCUGAUGCGGCUGGUUUUCGAGCCUCCAUUUCGACAAAUGAACCCGGCACCUCGGCAAGUGCUACCGGGGCAGCCCUUUACAACGCCCCUACCACCUACGUAGCACCUGCGCCUGCUCGAAUUGUAGCCACGCCCAUUGCACCGGCAUCACCUGUCCUUACUCCUAACCAAGUCCACUACCAUGGGUAAUUCCAACCACAUGCCAACUAUUUUGACAUUAUCAGCACAAUUUCAGAGGAACUGUCAGUGUUACGAUGCUGAUCAUUGAAGCAGGGAACGUCUUGAUCAUACUUCUCAUGAGUGACUACAGUUUCUUAAGCGUCGACAUUUUCAACAACAUUAAUUGCUAAAAACCGAAAAGAUGAAGAUAGUAAAGGUAAAAACAAAUAAAUGUAUAAAACCUGUAUUUGGACUGAUUUCGGAUAAUAAGCAAAUAUUGUUUUCAACAAUUUGCCAUCAAACCGGUGUGACUUCAAUGACUCGUUAUAGCCGCAGUAGCACCUGAAGACAACUAAUAUUAAGAAACAUUUACGCAGCCAUAUUUGAAACGAAUGAAUGUAUGCAUAAUAUUCAAGUAUACGAUGGACUCACAUUAUACAGAUUUCGAAACUAGAGACUGCUUAAAUGAGAAUCAUCGUCAAUUGCCAUAUUACUUCAGAUAGACUUCUAAUCUUGCUCGUACAUUCGUUGUAGGCGUCGUGUCUGUAUGAAUGUAAAUAAAUAUAUAUAUAUAUAUAUAUAUAUAUAUAUAUAUAUAUAUAUACUAACUUAAUGCAAAUCAUUCAAUAAAGUGUACUGAAUUUCGUCAAUAUGGUCGUACAGGAUAAUUAUACAAGGAUUAGUUUGUUACUUAAUACCGUGCACAUAGACACAUACACACAUGCAGAAA